This is a messenger RNA of Lingula anatina, 2027 nucleotides long. RefSeq names its product protein unc-50 homolog. NCBI's taxonomy places the organism in Eukaryota, Metazoa, Brachiopoda, Lingulata, Lingulida, Lingulidae. The record is from RefSeq and is a predicted model, not a curated record. Gene Ontology annotation, cellular component: Golgi membrane.
GACAUGCGCAGAGUUGCCGAGUUAGAGAUGUCAACUUGGCAAGAUAUGACUCCUAUGCGAAGUUAGUAAAGUCUGCGCUUAGCAGUUUGAAGUGGAGCAAGCUUUGAUCGAGAGACACUGACAGCUUAUCACAAUGCAGAGCUACACCAAGACAUCCCCUCCCCCCUCCCCACAGCCGGGUGAGGCCACACUCUAUAUGAACAUGCAUACAUCUCACACGUCACCGACCAUGUCCCAGAGGUGCUCUGACCUGGCUUUGUCGGCAAAGAAAUACAGAUAUUUCAAACGCCUCUUCAAGUUUCGACAGAUGGAUUUUGAGUAUGCCUUUUGGCAGAUGAUCUAUUUGUUUAUUGCUCCACAGAAAGUGUACAGGAAUUUUCAGUAUAGAAAACAAACCAAGGACCAGUGGGCAAGGGAUGACCCAGCUUUUUUGGUGCUUUUAGGUUUCUGUUUGUGUGGAUCCUCUAUAGGCUUUGCACUAGUCCUUGGUCUUGGUUUCUUUAAUUUCCUCAAGUUUACUAUUUGGGUGAUAUUUGUGGACUGUAUAGGAAUGGGACUACUAGUGGCCUCUAUAUUCUGGUUUGUGGCCAACAGGUAUCUUGUCGCAAUUCCAAACAGAGGCCAGGAGGUGGAGUUUGGUUAUGCUUUUGACGUUCACUUAAAUGCCUUCUUCCCUGUGCUCAUGAUUCUGCAUGUUUUUCAGCUGCCAUUUUUGUACUUUAUAAAUGCCAACCAUCAGUCCUUCUUAUCCUACUUUUUUGGCAAUACACUGUGGCUGGUUGCAGUGGGAUACUAUGUGUACAUAACAUUUUUGGGAUAUAGUGCUUUACCAUUUUUAAAGAAGGCGCAGGUGUUACUCUCACCUAUGAUGGGACUGGUAAUCUUUUACAUCCUUUCAAUAGCAUUUGGGUGGAAUUUUACCAGAUAUCUCUGCAACUUUUAUCACUAUAGGGUUUGGAGCCCGUACUAGGACUGGGACUUUACCAGAGCUUGGUGUACAGUGUAAAAUACCUAAUGAAGACAUGCAUGACAGAUACGAGGGGAUGAUGUUAUCAACCUUUUACUUAACCAAGUAAUUUGUAUUGCAUAUUAAAAAAGUCCAAGCCAAAUAAAUUCAAGCAUCUUUAAAUGGUGAUAAGUUACUGCUUCAUAUGCAUAAUGUUAUACCGCGUUAAGCAUAUGCACUGAAAACGGGCACCUUGAGGUCGCUUUUAACUCGGAAGACAAGAAUCUGGUGUGUGUCAUCUAAUCUGUAUGAGGCAUUGUACCUGUUUCCUCAUACUUAGGUGAAUGAUGCAGUAUGUGCACUGAUUAAACUGGACUCGUCUGCAUAGAAACAUUUGUCCAAGGCAGCAAUAGUACAGUAUAAUAAUGGUUUUCAUCGUAGCUGGAAUGGUUUUGUGUCAUAUUUCACAUUCUGCUUGUAGUUUAAAUACACAUGAUAAAUGUUAUGGUUUUUGAUCAUAUAUUCCAGAAUACAAAAUGUGAACAAAUGCUGAAUAUACUCCUUUCAAGUAAUAUGCUGGAAAGACAUUUACUUUAAUUAACUUAGGAAGAAAGAAAUGCUUCUUGUAAGUUUUGACCAGUUUGGGGAAAAGUUAUAUUACGCAGGUAUGGACCCAGUUGGUAUGGGUUUAUUGGAUGCAAUUUAUAAAUAUAAUAAGAAGUAUUCUGAUUAUUUACUGGGCAGGGGGUCAAACUUGUUCUAACUUUAUGCACAAAAGGAAACUUUUGGACAAGGAUAAACUUGGUAAGUGUAGUUCCAUUUUACAAUGCUUAAAAUCUUAGCAUUCUAGAUUGCUUGUUUUCAUAUUUUCUGUGUUGGUGUGAGAAAUUUACAUGUGAUACAACAUUGUACAUAAAACUGUACAUUUUGUAUAUAAGAUCAAGAUCAUAUUUCUGGUAUGUUCUGUGGAAUAGGAAAGUAUGUGGGGCUACUGCAGAUAAUGUGUAUGAAAUGAACUAUUAUGAAUAUGUAUUUCUUGUACUUGGGAAGUGCAUCUUAAUAAAUCUGGAGAUUGGUUCAA